Molecule: messenger RNA, 1962 nt
Organism: Olea europaea var. sylvestris
Lineage: Eukaryota; Viridiplantae; Streptophyta; Magnoliopsida; Lamiales; Oleaceae
Product: cyclic dof factor 1-like
Exons: 2
Coding region: 72-1562 (496 amino acids)
Biological process (GO): regulation of DNA-templated transcription
Molecular function (GO): DNA-binding transcription factor activity; DNA binding
Source: RefSeq, a predicted model, not a curated record
CAAACUCGCCAAUAUUGCCAACAAGGAAAAUUCAAUAAUUUACUUAGAACUUCAUUGAAAUAAUCGGGAAAAUGAAGGAGCCGGAGAUUAAGUUAUUUGGUAGGAAGAUUGUGCUGCCGGAGAAUGGGAAAGUGGUCUCCGGUAAGUCCUCCGACGACAGUAGUUGUGGGAUGGAGUCGGAUCGGUGUUUGAAUGGUGAAAAAGUUACCAGAAUACAUCAAGAGGAAGAAGAUACUGGAAAAUCAGAUGAAGAAAAUCAGCAAAAUAAGGAGCACCAAAUAGGUGGAGAAUUCUGUAAAAGCAACGCACAAGAAGACGACCAACAACAAGCUGUGUCUAAGGAUUCACAGAAUCCUAAUACUCUGACAGAGUCAGCUGACAAUCCUAAAACUCCCUCCGUUGAUGAAGAUGAUGUAUCGGAAAAUCCUCCCAGAAAUGAAAAUGAUCAAAAUUAUUCGACAAAUUCACAACAAAAGACAUUGAAGAAGCCAGACAAACUUCUUCCCUGCCCCCGUUGCAACAGCAUGGAUACAAAGUUUUGUUACUACAACAAUUACAAUGUUAAUCAACCUCGGCAUUUUUGCAAGAGCUGUCAGAGAUAUUGGACGGAUGGAGGUACAAUGAGGAAUGUUCCGGUGGGAGCUGGUCGUCGUAAGAACAAGAAUUCUGUCUCUCAUUGUCGUCACAUUACAAUCUCUGAAGCACUCGAGGCAGCAAGAAUUGACAUUCCUAAUGGUUUUCAUCAUCCGGCAUUUAAACCAAACGGCACUUUGCUGUCUUUCGGUCCUGAUUCAUCUCUUUGUGAAUCUAUGGCUUCUGUUUUGAAUAUUGUACAAAAAAAUGUACCAAAUGGUAUUCAAAACGGGUGCUCUAAGAUGGAUCAGGGCGUCCAGGUCCAGGUUUCAUGCAAAGGUGGGGAAAAUGGUGAUGAUUGUUGUAGUCGCUCUUCCUUGACUGCAGCAAAUUCAAUGGGAGAUGGAGUAAAAAAAAGGCUCCAAGAGCCGACGAUGAAAAAUAUAAAUGGCUUUCCUACUCCAGUUCCUUGUAUUCCUGGGGUUCCUUGGCAUUUACCCUGGAAUUUUGCCGUUCCCGUGCCAGCCAUUUGUCCUCCGGGAUUUCCCAUGCCAUUCUACCCGACACCCUACUGGAAUUGUGGUGUCCCUAGUGCUUGGAAUGUUCCAGGGUUAUCAGUUCCAUCUCCUACAUCAAAUGAAAAGAAAUCAGGUUCUGGUCCUCCCGACUCACCUUUGGGGAAGCAUUCAAGGGAUGGUGAAUUGAUUAAGCCAAAUAAUCCAGAAGGCAGAGAAUGUGCGUCAGAGAAGAAUUCAGGAAGCUCGAUACUAAUUCCGAAAACUUUGAGGAUUGAUGAUCCUGAUGAAGCUGCAAAGAGUUCCAUAUGGGCAACACUCGGGAUCAAGUACAAUUCCAUUAGCAGGGAAGAACUUUUUAAGGCCUUGCAACGGAAAGGUGAUGAGAAAAAAUCCCUUGUGGCCCCCUCCUCUGUGUUGCAGGCUAACCCUGCGGCGUUAUCUCGAUCCAUUAGCUUCCAGGAGACUGCUUGAAGGGUUGUUUUUUUGUAUCAUCAACAAGUUAAAAAGCUGUUGAUAUUCAUCUCCUGGGAAAAUCUUUAACCUCGACUUAAACUGUCUUCUCUGACGAUUUACAGAAUUCGAAGCCUCAAGUAGACUAAUGCGGAUGUUCGGUAAAGGCUGCAGAUUCACGCCUCCGCAAUAUGAGGCCUAUUUUGGAGAAGCCAUAGCAAAAACUAUAGUUUGUACCUUUUCUUGUAACAUUAAGCAGAUGUCUUUGUUUUGCCUUUGACGAUCGUAUUUUCGUGUACAUAUCUUUGUAGAAUAAUACUGAAAGGACGGUGAAAGAUAUUUAACAAAAUGCAGAUGCCGUGAUGUAAUUUAACUCUUUUUGAGGGGGUAUUAUUAUAAAUGACCUGCUACUAUUCAUUUU